AUGAGGAUCAAAGGCAAAGAUGGCAAAAGAAUGACCAACCCGGCCAGUUGCUUUGAUGACGUUUUCGCAGCAGCUGUACAUUUAUACACCCCACUUUACAAGGGCUCCAGACAAAUCGCGCCCCUGACUCCCCUUGCCCGCAGUGGCACACAUCAGAACAAAACCCAAAUUUUCACGAUCUCCAAGCCAACGAAAAACCCAAAAUUCAGAGACCCCCAGUGGCGAUCCAUCGGGGAAUGGGGUCUGGCGCUGUUGGAGAAAAAUCUCACAGAAAGUGUUGGAGCUAGCGAUGGGGCAAGCGGGUUCGAUCAAAAUCGAUCUCCCCAGACAGUUCCAACUUCCAGGGAAUAUGAAGCGAGCAUGAGCCUCCACUCUUCCGUCUUACACGGAAGUUCGGAGCUCCACCACACGCGCCGUUGUUCAAAUUCGUGCCGCCGGCUAGAUGGAAGCACGCCGAGCACGCCUUGGACCUGCCCUUUUGCUCUUCGCCUUGGAGCUGCCCGGAACUCGUUGCCUCCUAGGCUCAGCAUCCAGCCAGGCCGCCUGCGGGCAAGUCAUCCCGCCUCCCGGGAGCGCCUCCGGCAAGUCCCCAUCAAUCACGUAAGAAAAACCACCUCUUCCGUCGUCCGCAACUUGCCUCUGCCACCCCGGGGGGCGCUCUCCAACACGCCCCUCCACCCUCUACCCCCUUUGAACCCGGCUGUCACCGAUCCCGAGCAAAAGCCCUGGAGCGCGGUCUUUCAGGCUCUCCCCCUCCUCCACGGCUCCUUUCUCAUCUUUGCACCUUGCGAGACGCCCUGUGAACCAUCCCAAAACGAGCCGGCUCCGAUAAAACGCCCCAAAUCACCACUGAGCCCGCCUCCUGCCCCUGCCUACCGGAUUGCCAUCCGAAGGCGCGUGGGCGGGCUGGCCACCACACACCCGGCCCGGUGCGCCGGUUACACAUCAUCCCCCUUCUCCUGCACCCUACACCGGCUACACAUCAUGCUGCGCACGGCAAACCGACCACCGCCCACCGUCCGCCAAGGGGCGCUUAAGAGCCCCUCCGCACACCGCACUAUCCUGCUUCCGGGUAAACAUGCCGAGCAGGGCAUUACUUUCCGUUUCAACUGCCUACGUAGUAGUCCUAUGCAGCGUAUGCCGCAAACUCACGAUACUCUCAUUUCACCGGUACUCAAUGUCCCGAAAAGACCCUUCCCUAGACUACUCCAAAGCUCAGAUCAACCGCUCGCCAAGGAUAUUCGCCGUUUGUCGGCGAGCGUUCUAGACUCUUGA
This is a messenger RNA of Colletotrichum lupini, 1275 nucleotides long. RefSeq lists its product as uncharacterized. Bases 1 to 1275 code for a protein of 424 amino acids. The record is from RefSeq and is a predicted model, not a curated record. NCBI's taxonomy places the organism in Eukaryota, Fungi, Ascomycota, Sordariomycetes, Glomerellales, Glomerellaceae. The transcript is spliced from 9 exons.